This is a messenger RNA of Penicillium macrosclerotiorum, 273 nucleotides long. RefSeq lists its product as uncharacterized. The coding region runs from base 1 to 273 and encodes 90 amino acids. The transcript has a single exon. Lineage: Eukaryota; Fungi; Ascomycota; Eurotiomycetes; Eurotiales; Aspergillaceae. The record is from RefSeq and is a predicted model, not a curated record.
AUGCUCACUAUCGAGGGUCAGCGGUCGGACACCACGUUCUACUUCACGUUUAUACCUGUCGACGCCCGCUCGACAUCUUAUGCGCCUAUACAGAACCAGUCUGCUCCUUGUGAUUCCAAAAUUUCCAGCAAGACCUCGGAGCUAUCAAGCUGCAAAAAGCGGAAGCGCCAACGAUUUUCGACCCUCGAGAACUGCCUGCUGAUAAAGCUGAAGUAUGGGAAGAAGUUGUCUUGGCAGGAGAUCACGGCUCACUUCCCCGACCGCAAUUCGUGA